CCUCGUCUUCUUCGCUCCUUACAGUUACCAUUUCCCGCUGACUCUCACUCCCCACACUCUUCUCAACUCUCUCUCUCUCUCUCUCUCUCUCUCUACACUCUCCAUUUUCUCAUCUCUUACAAAAACGCCUUCAAUCCCUCCCCUCCUUUCCUCUUCACCAAUCUGUAAAUUACUAGAACAGGAAGAAGAAAACAGAGGAAACCCUCCUUCCCUCCGGGAACUCGCCCUCUCCCUCAGGUAAACCUCCUAUCUUCAAUUUUCUUUCUGGGUUCUGAUGCUCUGUUUGGUUCCCCUGGAAUUUGAUUGGAAGUUAUUGUUGGGGAAAAAGAUGGAUAGGUACCAGAGGGUGGAGAAGCCCAAGGCUGAGACCCCAAUAAACGAGAAUGAGAUUCGAAUCACUACUCAAGGCCGCAUGCGGAAUUACAUCAGUUAUGCCACCGCGCUUCUCCAGGAGAAAGGGUCGAGUGAGAUUGUGCUUAAAGCAAUGGGCAGAGCUAUCAAUAAGACUGUGAUGAUCGCGGAGAUAAUCAAGAGAAGGAUUGUUGGUCUGCAUCAGAAUACCGGAAUUGGAUCCACUGAUAUAACUGAUACGUGGGAGCCACUAGAAGAAGGCCUUCUUCCUCUGGAGACGACGCGACAUGUUUCGAUGAUCACAAUCACUUUGUCGAAGAAGGAGCUCGAUACAUCCUCUACAGGGUAUCAGCCUCCUCUCCCGAUUGAACAAGUGAAACCAAUAAUGAACGAAAUCGAAGAUGAUUGCGAAGGAUCACCGAUGAUGCGAGAUAGAGGGCGUGGUAGAGCGAGAGGAAGAGGUCGAGUCAAUUACAACGGUGUAGGAGACCAUAACGACGGUGAUGGUUGGGAUGGUGGGCAUAGCUAUGAAGUACGAGGGCGAGGCCGAGCAAGAGGUGGUCGUUUCUUCGGAGGGCGAGGGCGUGGAAGAGGAAGAGGGAGAGGCUAUGGUGGUGGUCAGCAAGGAGGAGGGUACUAUGACAACUAUGGUGAACCUGAAACAUAUGUGCCCCAAAUUCGUGGACGUGGACGUGGGAGGGGGAGAGGCCGUGAACGUGGUGGUGGUCGCAGUAGCUACACGAGACUCAAUGGUCCGGUCCAAGCAUCAGCAGCCUGAGGUAGACGACACGGUAUAAACCAGUUCGUUCGCGAAUGUAGUAGUUUGGUGGGUGCUCUGCUCUCUCUGCUCUCUCUCUCUACUAUGAACAUCUGCCAUGGGACGUUUUUUUCUUCUGGUGAAGCGAAUGUCUCCCAUUUUACAAUGGUGCUUGCAGUUUUUGCCUUUGUUUUUUUUUUCCUUCUCUUCUUCUUCCUUUUAGAGCAAGGCAGCAGACAGAAGAAAACUUGUACAUCUUCAUUUCUUUUCUUUUAUCAUCUUUGUGGAAAUUUUCCUUAGGAAUAAUAGAUAGAGCAGUUG
Linum trigynum is the source of this 1429-nucleotide messenger RNA. The record is from the annotation of a GenBank genome assembly. Lineage: Eukaryota; Viridiplantae; Streptophyta; Magnoliopsida; Malpighiales; Linaceae.